Zasmidium cellare ATCC 36951 is the source of this 1284-nucleotide messenger RNA. RefSeq lists its product as uncharacterized. Gene Ontology annotation, biological process: NADP+ catabolic process; NAD+ catabolic process. Lineage: Eukaryota; Fungi; Ascomycota; Dothideomycetes; Mycosphaerellales; Mycosphaerellaceae. The transcript has 3 exons. Gene Ontology annotation, cellular component: cytosol. The coding region runs from base 1 to 1284 and encodes 427 amino acids. Gene Ontology annotation, molecular function: NADH pyrophosphatase activity. The record is from RefSeq and is a predicted model, not a curated record.
AUGCCAAAACAACCUGCCAACCCGGAACCGGCUCACCCAGACGUAGAUUCGAUGCUCUCCCGAAAGUUUGGCAAAGAGGUCGCCAACUACUUCUCAGGAUCACCCUUGAAUCGACUGGCCUUCUUGCGAGCCGACAAUGUCUUCCUGUCCCAGGCGUUGAAGCACUCGAGCACAUCAUUCCUCCUCUGCAACGAACUCCAACCUCUCGUCCAAGCCAACACUCCACCCGGCGCUGGCAAGCUUGCAUACGUGAAGUAUGAGGAUAUCAAACCUGUCAUCGGCGAGAACCCAUAUGCACAGACCGAGAAAGAGAUAAUAGAGGCAUAUAACAGCGAUGUAUACGUUCCACAGAUGAUCUUCUUGGGAAUUGACGAGAAGGAUAAGAAUGGACUGGAAUACCAAGGCAAGAACAAAUACAUGGGUGCCCCUUACUUCGCGAUCGAUGUUACGCCGAGAAACAGCGUAAAAGAGGCUUGCGAGAAGUUGAUCGAGGCGCAGAAAGCAAAGGGACUAGAUUUCUCAAAGGGUCGUGUCAUGGAUGUUGUAGCGCAAGAUGCGGCCGUCUACGCAGAGGCACGGCAACUUCUCGACUGGAACGUUCGCAAUCCCUUCUGUGCAUCCUGUGGCCAACCUACAAUGAGCGUCAAUGCUGGCUUCAAGCGAACCUGCCCUCCUACGGACAAGUCGACGAAGCGCAUUAGUAACGCCCUUCCUUCGACCACCGAGCAGGUGGUGGAUCAGAGCGCGAGGCCACCAUGCGUUACGCGAAACGGCGUUUCCAACCUUUCAUUCCCACGCACCGAUCCUACUGUGAUCAUGGCAGUCGUGAAUUCGGCAGGAGACAAGAUUUUGCUUGGACGGCAGAGACGGUGGCCACCGUAUUGGUUCUCGACCUUGGCAGGCUUCGCAGAACCAGCUGAGUCGAUCGAAGAAGCAGUGAGGCGAGAGGUAUACGAGGAAGCAGGAGUCCUUCUAGGGCGUGUGGUUAUUCACUCGACGCAACCUUGGCCGUAUCCUGCGAACUUGAUGAUCGGCGCGAUUGGUCAGGCUAUCCCCACGGGUGAGACCAUUGAUCUCGGUAAUGAUCCGGAGCUGGAUGAUGCGAGAUGGUUUGAUUUUGAGGAAGUGAGAAACGCGCUGGCAGUUGGAACUUCAGGGCUUGGAGAAGAUGCUCCUGCAGGUUACAAGGAGGGCGGUUUGAGGUUACCACCGAACACUGCGAUUGCCAAUCAGCUCAUGACGGCCGUUGUGAAUGGCUUUGCCAGUGGUGAGAGCAAGAUAUGA